AGUUUUCUGUUUUAUUCUCUCUUUACUAAAAUAUUUUUGUGGUAUAUUUUGCCACCUGUUACUCCUGCUCUUGAGUAAAAAGUAUUUGGCAGUGCGCAUGCGCGAAUGACAGUUUACAUCUGUCAAAAGAGGCUGCAAAGUUGAAGAGAAGUUGAUACUUGAGGUAAAACUCGAUCAUGGCAACGUCGUUGGAUAAGAGUUCAAACUUUCUGCGGCAAUUCAGAGAUUUAAAAACUCGAGAAUUUAAACUUCUCUCAGCACAACAGUUUAUGGAAGUUUGGAAUCAUUAUGAUACAGAUGGUAAUGGAUUUAUCGAAGGAAGCGAACUCGACAGUUUUCUCACACAGCUGGUGACAAGCAUUAACACCCAGGAUAUUGGACCAGAGGUAGUGUCGCCUACAGCUCUUACGGAUGCUAAAACUUUGCUAAUGAAUGCUUUUGAUGAGAACAGUGAUGGGAAAAUUGAUAUAGCAGAGCUAGCUCAGAUUCUACCAACGGAAGAAAAUUUUUUGCUUCUCUUCCGGAGGGACAACCCCUUGGAGUCCAGUGUCGAGUUUAUGAAGGUUUGGAGGGAAUUCGAUAAAGACAGAAGCGGAUAUAUCGAGGGCGACGAGCUGAAGGAUUUUUUGUUACACUUGUUGAAACAAUCCAAAAGAGAGAAUGACGUCACAGAAGAACAACUGAUCACCUAUACAGAUACGGUGCUACAAUUAUUCGACAGAAAUAAGGAUGGAAAACUGCAGUUAAGUGAAAUGGCAAAACUUCUCCCAGUAAAAGAAAAUUUCUUGUGCCGACCAGUAUUCAAGAGACAGUUCAGAAAGAACAGUUCUGUAUUUGGUAGUGCUAGUAAAUUGACAAAAGAUGACAUCGAUAAAGUUUUUCGUCUUUAUGACCGAGAUAACAGUCAUUUUAUAGAGAAUGAAGAAUUAAAUGGGUUCCUUAAGGACUUGAUGGACCUCGUGGAGGAGGAUUAUGACGAAGCUGACCUGAUUCAGUGUAGAGAGGCUUUGCUGCGGGACUGUGACCAAAACCAGGACGGUAAAAUUGACUACAACGAACUUAGGAUGCUGUUGAUGUCCUAUAACCAAGCCUCCCUUGACAACCCCGGCUUUGAGCAAGAGGAUUCCUCCUAAAGUCCUUAAACAAGGCUUAAAGUUCCUUCACUGCGGGUGUGCUUCAACCCCGAGACGGAACAGUUUGGGUUGCUGUUCAGUUCCUAUAAAAUAUUAAACUUUUCUAUAAUUAUCUUUUCUACUCUAAUCUAUUCUUAAAUUCUUCCAUCUGGAGAUAUUUUUUUAAUUAUUUUACCAAGUUGUAUGUUUGGGAACGUCAGUAUGUCUUGAAUGUCAUCCAGUUUUGCUUUCACUGCUUUGAAUGUGGAUAAUGCGAUGUAAAUAAUCAAAAUAUGAAACGUGCCAGCAUCAAACGGCUUAUGCUAAAAUACUCCAUUUACGUGCUUACAUAUAUAAAAAUGUUACCCUUUCUUUUUCGUUUUAUUUCGUACAUUGUCUUUGCGUCAACAAAGUUUUGCCAAAUAAUACAUGUAGGUAUUUGAAAAGACAAUUUUUCUAAUCAUCUAAAUGUAGUUGUUUUUAAGAAUUUUGCACUUUUGUAGUAAUGUAUGCAUGUAGUAAAUGCUGCAGUGGUAUAAUAUAUAGACUUUUAUAUCUAAAAAUCUAGAUUUUAAUAUCGAAAAGGUAUAUAUGCUUUCCUAAGUUAUUAAGUGAAGUUAUAUUAAUGAGCCAAAAUGGUAAACAUAUUAAUUACUUGUACAUCAAAAUGCUGAUUAGACUUAGUAUUAAACACCUUACGAAGAAUGACUAUUCCACUUAUUAAAUAAUACCUUGCCAACGUAUUUACAACGAGAUAGAACAGAUUGAGUCGAGCAUUUUCAACUUAAACUGUUAAUUUUGACAGUCAGAUAAUGAAAAAAUAAAGGUGAAUUGAUUAAUUAGCUUCCUAAAUGCUUGAAAACAACAUACAUUCUUCAAUUAUUAUAAAUAAUAAGUUAUUGAUAUAUAAGCUUUUGAGAUGUACAGAAUAGUGUUAGUCACCGGGUGUGACCUGCUUUUAAAUCUUCAAUUAAAAAAAUGAUAAUUUGA
Messenger RNA from Saccostrea echinata, 2102 nucleotides. RefSeq names its product calbindin-32-like. The record is from RefSeq and is a predicted model, not a curated record. Gene Ontology annotation, molecular function: calcium ion binding. NCBI's taxonomy places the organism in Eukaryota, Metazoa, Mollusca, Bivalvia, Ostreida, Ostreidae. Gene Ontology annotation, biological process: regulation of long-term synaptic potentiation; regulation of presynaptic cytosolic calcium ion concentration. Gene Ontology annotation, cellular component: synapse; nucleus; dendrite. The transcript is spliced from 12 exons. The coding region runs from base 177 to 1133 and encodes 318 amino acids.